This is a messenger RNA of Ceratosolen solmsi marchali, 1932 nucleotides long. RefSeq names its product Pre-mRNA-splicing regulator female-lethal(2)D (gene fl(2)d). Bases 320 to 1720 code for a protein of 466 amino acids. The record is from RefSeq and is a predicted model, not a curated record. Lineage: Eukaryota; Metazoa; Arthropoda; Insecta; Hymenoptera; Agaonidae. Gene Ontology annotation, cellular component: nucleus. Gene Ontology annotation, biological process: mRNA modification; regulation of alternative mRNA splicing, via spliceosome. The transcript is spliced from 6 exons.
GAGUCUCCGGUCAUCGCGGUCGACGUCGUCAUCGACAUGUUCGCGUAAUGGCGUUGUUCCCACUUAUGAGUACGAUCAUCCUAAAAAAUCAUCGCUCUGUUGAAAAUCUUAUUGCACCAGAAUUACUUCAAUUCAGCAAGCACUAUACUUGUGAAUGAAAGAAGGCGAGUAAUCUAUCGGAGACAGAGAGGAUAAACUCAAGUACUCUCUUUUAAUUAUCCAUGUAUUCGAAAGUAAAGAAUUGACCGUGGAAGAAGAGAGAGUCUCACUCGACUGCGAGAGUACUCAUUUAUUUGAACCAAGGUUGAUAGCCACUGAAAUGGCUGAGGAGAGCAACGAAGUUAAGUCAACUGGACCUUCUUCACCUCGAAGUCCCCACAAUGGUAGUAGUGGCAAGGCUACUAGUCCUCGUUCACCCAAGCAAACACGCAGAGUAAAGUUAACUGACCAACAGCUGGAGACCUUUAAUAAGGAUGAGCUAGCAGCUAAAUGGCGAGAGCAGGACUUAUAUGUGGAGUGCCUAGAGACACAAACAGCAGCCUUGGAAGGAGACAUUGCUUUAUUAAGAGAAUCUGAAGAAAAAUACAGACAACAAUAUAUUGAGGCAUCACAUAGAGAAAAAAUAUUAGUAAGGAGACUUGCCUCUAAAGAACAAGAAUUACAAGAAUAUGUGAAUCAAAUAACCGAAAUGAAAGCCACACAUGCACCAUCUGCUGCAGCAUUAAGAUCUACUCUUCUUGAUCCAGCUGUAAAUAUACUUAUACAAAAAUUACGUCAAGAAUUAGUCACAACAAAAUCAAAAUUGGAAGAUACGCAAAAUGAAUUAAGUGCCUGGAAAUUCACUCCAGACAGUAAUACAGGAAAAAGGUUAAUGGCAAAGUGUAGAUUAUUAUAUCAAGAGAAUGAAGAACUAGGACGAAUGAUAUCUAGUGGCCGAAUUGCUAAAUUAGAAGGAGAACUUGCUCUACAAAAAAGUUAUAGUGAAGAAGUUAAAAAAUCACAAUCUGAACUAGAUGAAUUUCUUCAAGAUCUUGAUGAGGAUGUUGAAGGUAUGCAAAGCACAAUUUACUUUUUACAACAAGAACUACGAAAGGCUCGGGAGUCUGUAACUCUAUUACAACAAGAAAAUGUAUCAUUAAAAUCUUCUAUCGGAGAAAAUAAUUUAACUAAUGGCUUAUCACCUCAUACUCCUCCAAUAAAAAAAGAAGAAUUAGAAGAAAAUAUAACAUCGGACGUUAAAUUAGUAAAAGCAGAAGAUAGUGACAGGUAUAAAGGUGCUAGAACGCCUCCUUUACCAUCUCAAACUUCGCCUUCGAGUGAAUGUGUGAAUAUUCAUAAGCCUGAACGGACAGACAAUAAAAUACAUCAAACAGAACAUAAUGAUGAAAGCUCUAGUGAUUCGGCGGCUUUGAUUAUUAAAGUAGAAAAUGAAUUAUUAAGUGAGCGCGAGGAAGAUGAUGAAACAAGGACUAAUAAAAGGACGUUAAGAACUAAAACUAAUAACAGAAGCAGUGGCAAGACAAAUGGGGAGGAAGUGAUAACAAGGACAACUAGGGGAAGGGAUAGGACAAAAAGGGACAAAAGUGUACCAGAUAGUGAUGAUGAAAGGAUUCAUAAGAAAAAAAGAAGAGAGAGCCUUUUAUCUAUUGAAUAUAAUGAAGGAGAAGAAGAUGCUUUAGUUUUAACUAAUGGCGAAAUAUUACAAAGUGAUCCAGAGUAAAUUGAAUGUUUCCCCAUAGCAAACCAUUACUAGUGAAUAUUGAUAAUAAAAAUGAAAAGAAAUUAACUUAUGGGUCAAUAAGAUAUUCGAACUACAGGAACCUGAAACAAAUAGAAUUAUAAAAUCUAAAUAUACGUUUAUCAACGUAAUUGUCCAUUUUUACACAUUCAUUUGACCAAGUACUGAAUAUAAUUUAAAAAUGACAUACUGUA